AUGGCUACACCUUCAAACACUGGAGCUGAUCCAGCUUCAGCAUCUUUCGAAAUUCGAGAUCAUUCAAAAUCAGUCAAUCCCAAAUCCGAUAUCAUUGAAGAAAAUCAUAACUCCCCAGCUCCCACUUCCACUACAGACGGGGACAACGAUAAUUCACAAAAAGAUGAUGCUGCUACUAUGGCUGCCAGUGAAGAAUUAAAGCAUACAAGUAUUUCAGACAAGCUUCCUUUGCCUACAGAAACUCCUUCGCAGAUACCAGAAACAGGAGCUCAAACAGAAGAUAAGAAUAUGUCCGGUACAGACAAAGACAUCACGCCCGAAGCUGAACCGAUUGAUGCGCAAGAUGAGGAAAUGAGAGAUAGAGUUUCUUCGCCCAAAAAGAAGCGUGGCAGAGAUCAAGAUGAUGAUACAACUCAGGUGGAAGACGACAGUGGGAGAAAUAAUGAUAUUACAAGUGAAGGAAGUUUAAAUGGUAGUCGAACGAUGAGAUCAGGUCCAGAGAAGAAGAGACCUAGAGAUACUUCACAAGAACCAUCCAGAAUAUCAGAUAAAGUUUUAGCAAAGGAGAGAAGCCAGAACGAGGCAUCGAAGGCUACCGAAACAUCAACAUCAUCCACCGAGAAUCCUAUCAAGUCAACAUUUGGAAGUGCAUCUGGUGAUAAAUUUGCAAGCUCAGGAUUUGGUGCUUUAGCAUCCGCUAGUACUUCUCCAUUUGGCACAGUCGGCGCAUCUAAAACUAGCGUUUUUGGCUCGGGGGCAAAAUCACCACUUUCAGGAUUCGGAUCUUUUGCCUCUGCCAAACCAGCGAGCUCAACAACACCUACAUCUUCAAUUCCAAGCUCCUCGGCAGAAAAAUCUACAUCUGGGUUUGGAAGCGCAUUCGGUGGUGGUGCCACAUCAGGUUUUGGCGGAUUGGCAUCAGGGAGUGUAUUUGGCAGUGGAUUAAAAAAUGGAUUUGCUGGUGGAUCUGGACCAAAGCUUUCGAGCUUUGCAGCUCCUGGCAAAGACAGUGCUGGAUUAGGCAGCAAGCCAGCCAAACCUUUUGGUGCUCCAGCUAGUGAUGCGGAGGAUUCUGACGAUGACGAAGACGAUAGUGAUGAUGGUGCUGAGGGCGAUGAAGAAGAGGGAGGGGAAAAAGCAGUUAUUGAGGAAAAGAAGAAGACAAAGAAAGUCCACAUUGACGACGGAGAGGCCGACGAAGCAACCAUAUUACAAAUUCGAGCCAAAUUAUUCGCAAUGGGAUCCAAGGAGCUAGGUUGGAAGGAAAGAGGCGUUGGUACUCUGAAAAUUAAUGCACCCAAAUCAUGCGUCGAUUUCGACGAGAGUGGCCACGCAAUUCCCGGUAGUUUCGAUUCAUCAAUGCUAGAAGGAAAUAGUGUACGAUUGGUCAUGCGUCAAGAAAAUACCCACAGAGUUAUUCUGAAUACUGUAGUACUGAAAGCUAUGGAAUUUAAACCUAAACCAUCAACUACUUCGGCACAGGUUUUAUUCACAGCUUUUGAAGGAGAAACAGAAGCCAAACCUGUUAAUAUGAUUCUCAAGAUGAACGAAAAUAAUUACAAAUUAUUUACAAACGAAAUCGAAAACAUCCAACACGAGCUAUGAGCUCGAGACAUUAUACCACAAUGAACCAACCGAUACCCAACACACCUUCGAUCGAAUGCCAGAUCUUUUUCUGCAGAAUAAUGGGGAUGAAUAUUCUGGGGGGUGUCAUUUCCUAUCCUGCAUACCCAGGUUAUGCUUUCCGGCCGAAUCGGUCGAUUUGUUUUGGAGGAGAACUUUUAGAAUAAAGCAAAUAUGGAUGGAUGGAGGCGUGGGUGCGAUACGAUAAGAAUCAUAGGGUAGUCAUAAUUCUACACCAUCGUUGUCUUCACACUCAUUUUUGAGAGGGUGGAGUGGAGUAAUAAUAUACCUGGCAUUGCCUAUUUUUUUUUAUCUAAUGGGGUUUUUUUCCUUUCAAAUUUUCGAAUCUUUUUUGUGAGUGAUGAUGAGGUCUUUAUGGGCGAUGCCUGUCUUGCGACGCUUGGAGUUUAUCUGGUUGAUGAGGAUUGCAUAGCGAAUGGGGGUGGGUGAUCUUGAGGGUUUUGGCGGGAGAGGAGGGAGGCAGGGAAAAUUUGGGGUGGAUGGACUUGUGUUUUGGAAGGGGAAGGUAUGAACGGAAGAAUGGAAGGAUUGGAGGAUUGGACCUUCUUUUUAAUUAGGUUGGGUAGGUAUGUUGAUAUGAGAAUAUAAUGGAUUGAUGUGUUCGUAUGUGAUUAUAAUAGAUUGCGAUGGAUUGUGUGUGUGAGAUGGAUGGAUAGAGGGAUGGACCCUGUGGGAAGGUACGAGAUGAAGUCGAGUAGUAGGCAUAUAUUUGUUGCCAGAGAUCUUUGG
This is a messenger RNA of Botrytis porri, 2373 nucleotides long. RefSeq lists its product as uncharacterized. The transcript has 4 exons. NCBI's taxonomy places the organism in Eukaryota, Fungi, Ascomycota, Leotiomycetes, Helotiales, Sclerotiniaceae. The record is from RefSeq and is a predicted model, not a curated record. The coding region runs from base 1 to 1605 and encodes 534 amino acids. Gene Ontology annotation, molecular function: GTPase activator activity. Gene Ontology annotation, biological process: intracellular transport. Gene Ontology annotation, cellular component: cytoplasm; nuclear pore.